CUGCCGCGAGACGAUUAACCAAGAGAAAAACGACGACGUUUCCUCCGAUGCCAGCUGGAGAAUUCCGCCAGCCUUCGCCACCGCUGCCGCCGCCGGGGUCGGAGGAAGAGGAGGCGUGGGUGUGGACGCAGAUCAAAUCGGAGGCUCGUCGCGACGCCGAAGCCGAGCCGGCUCUGGCCAGCUACUUGUACUCGACGAUCCUAUCUCACUCCUCGUUGGAGCGUUCUCUCUCCUUCCACUUGGGGAACAAGCUAUGCUCGUCGACGCUGCUUUCCACGCUUCUCUAUGAUCUGUUCCUCAACAUUUUCUCCACCGACGCCGGCCUCCGCUCCGCCACCGUCGCCGACCUACGCGCCGCCCGUUUCCGUGACCCCGCCUGCGUUUCCUUCUCCCACUGCCUUCUCAAUUACAAAGGAUUCCUCGCUUGCCAGGCACACCGACUGGCUCACAAGCUGUGGACUCAAUCCCGUAGGCCGUUAGCACUGGCGCUCCAGUCUCGAAUCUCAGAUGUCUUUGCCGUAGAUAUCCACCCCGCCGCCAAGAUUGGAAAGGGCAUCCUCUUCGACCACGCCACCGGAGUUGUGGUCGGAGAGACAGCUGUCAUCGGAAACAACGUCUCCAUCCUCCAUCACGUAACCCUAGGCGGCACCGGCAAGUUUGGUGGGGACCGCCACCCCAAGAUCGGCGACGGUGUGUUGAUUGGUGCGGGGGCCACAAUACUGGGGAACGUGAAGAUCGGGGAGGGGGCCAAAAUUGGUGCGGGGUCCGUCGUGUUGAUUGACGUGCCACCUAGGACGACAGCUGUUGGUAAUCCGGCUAGGUUGGUGGGGGGGAAAGAGCAGCCCACGAAGCACGAGGAAGUUCCUGGAGAGUCGAUGGAUCAUACCUCGUUUAUGUCUGGAUGGUCGGAUUAUAUUAUAUGAAUAUGACACAGCAUAUCAAUAUAGAUGUGUAAAAGAUUAGUAAUAUGAUAGUACUUAUUGCAAUGUGUUCUUGUUUCUGUUCUUGUUACUGUUGCUGCAUUCGUGCUGUGAGUUAAUUUAUAACAGCUUCAAGUAUUGUGCUGCA
Molecule: messenger RNA, 1068 nt
Organism: Erythranthe guttata (spotted monkey flower)
Lineage: Eukaryota; Viridiplantae; Streptophyta; Magnoliopsida; Lamiales; Phrymaceae
Product: serine acetyltransferase 5
Cellular component (GO): cytoplasm
Molecular function (GO): L-serine O-acetyltransferase activity
Source: RefSeq, a predicted model, not a curated record